This is a messenger RNA of Diceros bicornis minor, 2992 nucleotides long. RefSeq names its product ankyrin repeat domain 13B (gene ANKRD13B). Gene Ontology annotation, cellular component: cytoplasm. Gene Ontology annotation, molecular function: protein binding. The transcript is spliced from 14 exons. The coding region runs from base 10 to 2028 and encodes 672 amino acids. The record is from RefSeq and is a predicted model, not a curated record. NCBI's taxonomy places the organism in Eukaryota, Metazoa, Chordata, Mammalia, Perissodactyla, Rhinocerotidae.
GAGCGGGCGAUGAUCCCCGCCAACGCCUCCGCCAGGAAGGGGCCCGAGGGCAAGUACCCGCUGCACUACCUCGUGUGGCACAACCGCCACCGCGAGCUGGAGAGAGAGGUCUGCGCCGGCCAGGUGGACAUCGAGCAGCUGGAUCCCCGUGGGCGGACUCCCCUGCACCUAGCCACCACACUGGGGCACCUCGAGUGUGCCCGUGUGCUCCUGGCACAUGGUGCAGACGUGGGCAGGGAGAAUCGCAGUGGCUGGACAGUGCUUCAGGAGGCUGUGAGUACCCGGGACCUGGAGCUGGUGCAGCUGGUGCUGCGGUACCGGGACUACCAGCGAGUGGUGAAGCGGCUGGCGGGCAUCCCCGUGCUCCUGGAGAAGCUGCGCAAGGCCCAGGACUUCUACGUGGAGAUGAAGUGGGAGUUCACCAGCUGGGUGCCCCUGGUGUCCAAGAUCUGCCCUAGUGACACCUACAAAGUGUGGAAGAGUGGGCAGAACCUGCGGGUAGACACCACGCUCCUGGGCUUUGACCACAUGACGUGGCAGCGAGGGAACCGCAGCUUUGUCUUCAGGGGCCAAGACACAAGUGCCGUGGUGAUGGAGAUUGACCACGACCGCCGGGUGGUGUACACGGAGACUCUGGCGCUGGCCGGGCAGGACCGUGAGCUGCUGCUGGCUGCUGCCCAGCCCACCGAGGAGCAGGUGCUGAGCCGGCUCACCGCGCCCGUCGUCACCACGCAGCUCGACACCAAGAACAUCUCCUUUGAGAGGAACAAGACUGGCAUCCUGGGCUGGCGCAGUGAGAAGACGGAGAUGGUGAAUGGGUAUGAAGCCAAGGUAUAUGGGGCAUCCAACGUGGAGCUCAUCACCCGGACACGGACAGAGCAUCUUUCAGAACAGCACAAGGGCAAGGUCAAAGGCUGUAAGACACCUCUGCAAUCCUUCCUGGGAAUUGCUGAGCAGCAUGGGGGCCCCCAAAACGGGACCCUGAUCACUCAGACUCUGAGCCAAGCCAACCCCACUGCCAUCACCGCAGAAGAGUACUUCAACCCCAACUUUGAGCUUGGCAACCGUGACAUGGGCCGCCCCAUGGAACUGACCACCAAGACACAGAAGUUCAAGGCCAAGCUGUGGCUGUGUGAGGAGCAUCCCCUGUCCCUGUGUGAGCAGGUGGCCCCCAUCAUUGACCUCAUGGCCGUCAGCAAUGCGCUUUUCGCCAAGCUCCGGGAUUUCAUUACCCUGCGCCUGCCCCCGGGCUUCCCUGUCAAGAUCGAAAUCCCGAUCUUCCACAUCCUCAACGCCCGCAUAACCUUCGGGAACCUCAAUGGCUGUGACGAGCCGGUGCCGUCGGUGCGAGGCAGCCCCAGCAGCGAGACCCCUUCCCCAGGCAGCGACUCCUCCAGUGUCAGCAGCUCCAGUUCCACGAGUCACCAUCUGGGAGGCGCUGACCAACAGCAAGCCGGGCACUCACCCCAUGUCCUACGAGGGGCGCCGACAGGACAGGAGCGCUCCGCCCACGCCACAGCGCCAGCCCGCGCCCCCGGCCGCCCUGGCGUCGGUCCCCAGCCCUCGGCCCAGCCGGGGCCCAGGCCCAGGCGGCCACGUGUUCCGGAGCUACGACGAGCAGCUGCGGCUGGCCAUGGAGCUGUCAGCGCAGGAGCAGGAGGAGCGGCGGCGGCGCGCGCGCCAGGAGGAGGAGGAGCUGGAGCGCAUCCUGCGGCUCUCGCUGACGGAGCAGUAGCACCCACUGCCGGGCCCCUCGGCCACGCCACGCGUGACCCGCCCGGGAGCGAGAUCCGGUCCGGGCCGCGCGCCCGCCGAGCUGCGGCCGGAGACUGGAGCGGCCGCCUUGGGGACUUAGCGGUGCACCAGCCACCAGAGGGGGAGGGGUUCGGCACGGCCGCGGGGUACCUUUCCGGGCCAGGGCCCUGGAGGCAGCUGGCACGGCCCGGUCCCCCUGCUUUGCUGUAUCCUGACCCCCACCCCUCUUCCCUGGGCUCAGACCUGUCCAAGGACGGAGCCAGGCGGUCCUGAGGGGAGAGACGGGUUCUCAGAGGAGCAGUGUCCCCAUCCCUUGCUCCUUCUGGCCCGUCCUCCUCUCUGCUCACUGACCCUACUCCAGGACACUGCCCGUGAAGCCUUUGCAUCUCCGCUCUUCACCCCUGGGGGGCAGCUGAGCUCCCCACGUGCUGUGUUGCAGCUUGUCCCAGAUGCAAACCAGCACGUCAAGGGCCCAGCCCCUCCCCCACCCCGGCAUUUCAGCGUCAAGUGCACUUAGCGGGGUGUCCGGGUCCCCCAGCCCCCACACCCCUCCCGGGUCUCAGGGUGGUCCCAGCUUCUCUUUGGGCGGGCAGAGAUUGCAAUCCUUAUCCCCAAGGCAUGUUUUUGUGAUCAGGGAGGGUGCCCAAGGUGGCCCCCCGGGUCUGGGCAAGGCCUGGCUCCCUCACGGGGUCUUGGCGGAUGGGGGUAAUACUGGGCUGGGGGCAAGCACCAGACCCUACACUAGACUGGACACAGAGGGGUCGCCUAGGGCCCUGGCACCACCACCCAUCCCUUCCCACCAGCCGCUGCUAGCCCUCUGUGGUUGUCCGUCCCACUCGCCCCCACCCAGGGGCUGACCCGAAAACCCUUCAUCCAAUGGUGCUAACCCCCGGCUCUCCCCUGCCCCACCCCACCCACCCAGAGAAGCACAGACCCCGCCAGGGGCAGGGGCCCACCGCACACCCUUGUCCGGGUUCUCUCGGACUGGCCUUCCUGGCUAAGCCAGUGAGGCUCGGAAGGGACACAAAGAGGAUGAAAUAAAAGAACAAAGAAAAACUGUUCCUCUCACCCCCUUCCCUGAUGCCAGGGGCACCAGACUGAUUCUGAGGCACAAAUAAAAGAGGCUUCAAACCGGAGGCUUUUCCUUCCUGGCUUUACUGAGGAAGAACGCCCACCUGCGGGUUGGGAGUUCCUUCUGAACCUCAGUGUGGGGAGGGCUCUGAGGUAAGGGGAUGCC